AUGUCGCUGAAGAAGUUCGUCAUGUCUGGUAUUCAGGACGUACUGGAAAAUAAAUUGCUCCAAGGCAAUCGCGGUCAGCAGCAACAGCAACAACCACAAGACCACGGGUCCACCAUGAAUCAAGGACAUUACGGUAAUCAGAGUGGCGGCUACACUCCACCAACUGGACCAGGAAACGCUGGCUAUAACGCUUACGAUCAACAAGGAGGUUAUCCGCAACAAGGAGGUGGAUACCAACAUCCAGGCGGCUAUCCCAAUGAUCCACCACAGCAAGGUGGAUAUCCUCCACCGGGAGGAUAUCCACCUCAGUCAGGAGGAUAUCCUCCACCGGGAGGAUAUCCACCUCAGUCAGGAGGAUAUCCUCCGCAAUCAGGCUAUCCUCAAGGUGGACCUCAGGAAAUAGCCACAACCAGCCGGUUAUGCCAACCCAAUCAAGCCGAUCCAACACCACCAAUUGGCAGUUCAAUCACCGAUAUCAGAUCGUCAGCUCAGCCAUAUCCACCACAACGUCGGUAUGGGCAAUAG
This is a messenger RNA of Cooperia oncophora, 525 nucleotides long. The record is from the annotation of a GenBank genome assembly. Lineage: Eukaryota; Metazoa; Nematoda; Chromadorea; Rhabditida; Trichostrongylidae.